UUUAAAAUUUUUAUUUUUGUUUGGUAUUUUUAUUUUAAAUGAUUUAUAAUAAGGAUAGUGUAUGAUGUUGAUGUUACAAGAGGGAGAGGAGGCUUAAGUUGGAUCAUACUGGAUUAUGAGGAAAAAAUAUGACACGAGGAGGACGAAACGCGUUGUUGGACUACUUGAACGCGGCAGUCUGUGCGACCUCUACAACCCCUUAUUCGCAUCGACCGCGCUAUACAAGACGCUACUGACCGAGUCGAUCUCGGUGGCAGAUGAUUGGGUCGAUGGUGACUGCGGAUGAUUGCCGUUAAUAUCAUGACAUCAAUAUGCAUAAAAAUGCGAUUUUACUCUGCGGGGGACAAAAACCAAUAAAUCUUGGCGGCGUUAAACGACGGGAUGUUUAUAUCGCUGGAUUUUUUCCCUAUGGCAGGCACGUGCCUGAAAGUCACAUUGGACGUGGGGUAAUGCCCUCUGUUAAGCUUGCUGUCGACCAUAUCAAUGACAAUCCAGCAGUUCUCAGGAAUUAUCGAUUACACAUGUGGUGGAAUGAUACUGAGUGUAAUGCUGCAGUUGGAGUGAAAGCAUUUUUUGAUAUGAUGCACAGUGGACCACACAAAGUAAUGUUAUUUGGAGCUGCGUGUACCCAAGUCACGGAUCCGAUUGCUAAAGCCUCUAAACACUGGCGCCUAACACAAUUAAGUUAUGCUGACACUCAUCCCAUGUUCACCAGUGAUAACUUUCCGAAUUUCUUCAGAAUAGUGCCGUCUGAAAAUGCUUUCAAUGCGCCCAGAGUGGCACUACUGAACCACUUUAACUGGACAAGAGUUGGAACAAUUUACCAAAAUGAACCUCGAUAUGCACUUGCACACAACAGACUAGUUGCUGAUCUCGAUGAUAACAAACUCGAAGUAGUGGAAACCCAAAGCUUUGCCACGGAAGUCAGUACAGCCUUGGAAAAGCUCAAACAUGCAGAUGUUAGAAUAAUACUAGGAAACUUUAAUGAAGUUUGGGCCAGAAGGAUAUUUUGUGAAGCUCACAAGUUUCACAUGUUUGGUAGCAAAUUCCAGUGGAUUAUAAUGGGUACAUUUGGUGAAGAAUGGUGGUUGAAACCUGACGGUGGUUGCGCACCAUCGGAACUGGCUGAAGCACUGCAUGGCGCAAUACUGACUGAUUUAUUACCAUUGUCGACAGAUCGACAAAUCACGGUUUCAGGAAUCACACCCGAUGAGUAUCAAGUGGAAUACGAUUCCCGUCGAGGUAACGAAUACUCUCGAUUCCACGGUUACACUUACGAUGGUAUAUGGGCGGUAGCACUGGCGAUCCAACAUGUAGCACGUAGAAUCCGGCACUUUAGAAGAAAUCAAACGGUCGCUGACUUCAAGUACCGUGAUCCACUCUGGGAAAAGCUCUUUCUAGAGGCCCUGAGGAACACCAGUUUCGAAGGAGUCACUGGUCCCGUUCGUUUUUACGACAACGAAAGAAAGGCCUACAUUCUCCUGAAGCAAUUUCAAAGUGGUAGCGAGGUUAAAGUCGGCGAGUACGAUGGUGUCACUGAUACCCUGGAUCUCCACCGAGGUCAGCGGAUGGUCUGGCACGGAAAAUCACCCCCAAAGGACCGAACCGUUCACGUCAUCGAGCACUCUACUGUCAACAUCAGUAUUUACGUGACGAUUGCUUCCGCAGCUAGUGUUGGUAUCUUGCUGGCUGUGGUGUUUCUCGCCAUCAACAUCAGAUACAGAAAUCAAAGAUACAUAAAGAUGUCAUCUCCACACCUGAACAACCUCAUUAUCGUCGGGUGUAUGCUGACGUACAGCAGCGUUAUUUUCCUUGGGCUUGAUUCAACAUUAUCAAGUGUACAGGCCUUCCCCUACAUAUGCACAGCGAGAGCUUGGCUCUUGAUGGCCGGAUUUUCACUCGCAUUCGGUGCCAUGUUUUCUAAAACGUGGCGUGUUCAUUCUAUAUUCACAGACGUUAAGCUCAAUAAAAAAGUCAUCAAGGAUUAUCAGCUAUUUAUGGUAGUUGGAGUACUUCUAGUCAUUGAUCUAGCAAUAAUGACAACAUGGCAAGUUGCCGAUCCAUUUUAUCGAGAAACUAAACAAAUGGAGCCUUAUCCUCACCCGUCAAGUGACGACAUUGUGAUGAUACCAGAGAAUGAAUACUGCCAGAGUAAUAGAAUGACUAUUUAUCUCGGUUGUAUUUAUGCGUACAAAGGCCUAUUGAUGAUAUUCGGUGCUUUCCUCGCAUGGGAAACUAGGCACGUAAGCAUACCAGCGUUAAAUGACAGCAAGUACGUUGGAAUGAGUGUUUACAAUGUUGUAAUAAUGUGCGUCACCGGUGCAGCUAUCAGUUUUGUUCUUGCCGAUAAACAGGAUACAAUGUUUAUAAUGCUGUCGAUAUUCAUUAUAUUUUGUAGUACAGCAACACUCUGCCUUGUUUUCGUACCAAAGCUGAUUGAGUUAAGAAGAAACCCUCAAGGAGCAAUCGAUAAAAGAAUCCGAGCAACUCUUCGUCCCUCCUCAAAAACAAGACGAGACUCGUCGGUCAGCGAGCUCGAGGAACGUUUGAAGGAUGUUACAACAGCUAAUCAAAAAUUCCGCAAGCAGCUCUUGGAAAAAGAAUCCGAACUUCAGAUGUACCUGAAGAGACUGGGGGACGAGAGUCUUUUACAAGAUACCAAAGAAGCAAUAGAUAGAUUGUCAGUACCGAGGAAUGAAACUCUCAUAAAAAGAGAAGGAGUAUCGAUGGUCACUGAAACAACUGACGUUUCAAUGUCAUUAUGCAGUUUAAAUUCAACAACUGUGUCACAGCCGGAGAGUGAAUAUGUUAAUGUCAUUGCUUCGAGCGAUCAAUCAACUACUAGAAAACACGCGUCUUUCGGCAAAACAACAAUCGAAAAUGAGCGAACGUCUUUAUUACCUCAAGCAACGAGUUCGCCAACGACAAAUCAUUACAAAAAAUCAUCAAACAAUAAUAAUAAUAUCAGUAAUAAUAAUAAUAAGAAUAAUAAUAAUAAUAAUAAUAAUAAUAAUAAUAAUAUAAAUAAUAUAAAUAAUACCGAAAACCAAGAGACUGAGCCGUUAUUAAUUAAGCGUAGUCCUGAGCCCAGGAUUAUAACUACAAAUGUUGGGGAUAAAACAACCCCAGCUUUAACAGUAACAACGUCUACGUCAACAUCAACAUCAACAUCAGCAGCAUCAGCAGCAAUUAAAAAAGUCGCCGAGUUCACUGAGGACUCACUGGUUCCUCAGGAGACUGAACUGUCACGUGACGAGAUCGUGACGGGUAAAAAAACCAAAGACACUAGUGUAGAAAAACGAGCGAAGCUUCCAACACCACCACCGCCAACUAAAAACGUAUCUUUUGGUGAAUUACGUGAAGAUAAUUAUCUUGAGCAAGCAAUAUUACCACCGCCGGUACAGUUCGUACCAAAACAUCGACAUACACCCCAUCAUCACCAAACUCUGACGAAACGUCGGUCGUCGGUUAAAAAUAACGGUCUAGCGCACUCGCACCAUGAGCUUUUUGAAAAACGGCGCACUAGUGUACCAGCGAACACAAUAAGUUAUAUAUCUACUGAAAAUAUAUCAAAAGUUGAUGCGCUCAAUGACGAGUCAUUGAGCAGUUUUGAUCGCACGUACGUGAUUGGCGAAUGCGGGCAUCGCCGAGCCGCGUUGGGUGGCGGCACUGGUUAUCGGUGUGAAAAACACGGCGGGGGUGCCGCCCGUCUACUUCACACUCAUCACAUUUCAAAUGGCUCAGCGGAUAUUUCCGGCACUACCGCACGAGUACUUUCUAAACAUCAUCGAGAUCGUGAUAAUUUACAGUACUGUAAAAAUGCAAGCUCACCGAGUGUACCAGCUAUGCUUAAUGCCAGUUACUCUGAUACCGAAAAAACCGAGGAUUCAUCGGCAGUAAUCCAAAGAUCAGUAUCAGAAAAGUCACGGGAAAAAUGCUCAAGAUCGCGAACAAGUACCGCGGGUACCAGUAGCACCUUGACAGCCUCAAGCGGACACCAUCUAACAGCAGGAGCAGUAACCGAGUGUCGUCAUCGCACACAGUCGCGAAAACACCGGGAGUGCCGUCACACCGAAUCACGUCUUCGGCAGCAAGCGCGUCUCGAGUACGUCCAGAGCAGCCCAAAUGUUGCGACAACAGUACAAGCCGGUAAGUUCGCAAGUGCAAAUCCUCGUGGAGGUGGCGGUCUAAGUCCCAGUAGUGGACGUGGUGGCCUUCACUGUGGUCAUGGUAACGGACUCGGUGGUAUAGGAAGUACCGGGGUUAUAAGUAGUGCUAGUGCAAUAGGAGGUAGUGAAUUAACAGUAGGGAGAGACGAUAAAACUUCAAAUCCUCCGAUUGCCGGUGGAUCAACAGCAGAUCUAACAAAUAUGUGCAGUGCCGUGUCCGAUGGGGAACUACUGGACGUCGAUAUACUACCGAUAUUUCAAAAAUUAUUAUCUGAAAGACACAAAAAUUCAACCGGUGCUUAUGGUUCUAAUAUCGCAAGCUGUCCUAAUAUAUCAAUUAAGUGCGACAUCGUUGAGUAUCUUUAACGCUUUAUUCAUAUUUAUUAUUAUUGUUAUUAUUUCAAUAAUAGUCUCAUUAAUGUCACGUUUUAAAAACAUAAGUGACUGCGAUAUAAUGAUUUAAUACCGUCAAUUAUAAGUAUAUGCAUUAUAUAUAUAUAUUAAUAUAUGUAUAUAUUUAAAACAAUAAAUGAACUUU
This is a messenger RNA of Microplitis demolitor, 4707 nucleotides long. RefSeq names its product gamma-aminobutyric acid type B receptor subunit 2 (gene GABA-B-R2). The transcript has 20 exons. Gene Ontology annotation, molecular function: G protein-coupled GABA receptor activity. Lineage: Eukaryota; Metazoa; Arthropoda; Insecta; Hymenoptera; Braconidae. The coding region runs from base 312 to 4535 and encodes 1407 amino acids. Gene Ontology annotation, biological process: G protein-coupled receptor signaling pathway; gamma-aminobutyric acid signaling pathway. The record is from RefSeq and is a predicted model, not a curated record. Gene Ontology annotation, cellular component: membrane; G protein-coupled receptor heterodimeric complex.